CUGCCUAAAGAACACUUUGUGAAGUAUUUCAAUUUCGGUUUCAGUAACUGUGUGGGGCCCCGCUGUGGCGCACAUGUCUAGCCUUUAAAGCGUAACUCGAAUACAAAAGAUACAAAACAACUAAUAAUAAAAGAUAUCACAAUUCGUAUUCGUGUUGAAACUAGUUUUUAUUGCUGCGCCGGGCGGCUGCUCCACUGCGUUUCAGUUAAUUAACUAAAGAAAUGUUGCCAAAAGUUCUACUGCUGCCGGCUCUGCUGCUCUGCCUGCUGCUGAAUGGCAAAGAGGCGGAGUCUAAGAAGUAUAUGCGAUGCGAGCUAACGCGUGUGCUGGUCGAGACCUACAGAUUUCAGAAGACUUUGAUGUCCAAUUGGAUCUGUCUGGUGGAACAUGAGAGUUUUUUGGACACAAACAAAGUGACGAGAAAUGAGAACAAUAGCAAAAACUAUGGACUCUUUCAAAUCAAUAGUAAGGAUUACUGUGCAGAGGGACGCCCUGGCGGUCUGUGCAAUAUGAAAUGUGAAGAUCUGUCCAAUGAUGAUAUUUCGGAUGACAUUGCCUGUGCGCAGAGAAUACAGCAACGCGAUGGCUUCAAGUAUUGGAAGGGCUGGAAUCGCUACUGUCGCAAUACACGCAAUUUACCUAACUUGGAUGUUACCUGUAAACUAAGCACCUUGUCGCCCAUACGUACACUCAAUUUAUUUUAGACAACUCCGUCUAUUGAGUGUGCAGUAACCAAGUGAAUUUCCAUCUAGCUUUAUAUCAGGUAUUAGCUUGUAAGUCUACUGCAAAUGAAAACUAAA
Drosophila hydei is the source of this 800-nucleotide messenger RNA. Its product is annotated as lysozyme. The coding region runs from base 222 to 704 and encodes 160 amino acids. The transcript is spliced from 4 exons. Lineage: Eukaryota; Metazoa; Arthropoda; Insecta; Diptera; Drosophilidae. The record is from RefSeq and is a predicted model, not a curated record.